UCCGGAAGUGCGCGUCUCCUCUGAGAGUCAGCUGACAUGCGUAGUUCCGCUUCUGACAGAUGUUUGCAGUGUCGGAUCGUGCGGUUGUGAAAUCAAAACCCCUGCGCGAUCAGAGCCGAUCAGCGCGAUGAGUGCCGGAGCCCCCCGAUCACUGGCCUCCUCCGGACAGAAGUCCAUCCAGGACAUGUGCCACCCUCUGUCCGCCGAGGAGAGCGCGCUGAGCCCCGGCCGCGCCGCGGACAAGGACCUGAUCCUGCCCAAUGGGACUCCAGUAGACACAUCAAGCCCCGCCUCCUCUUCGUCUCUGCUGAACCGACUACAGCUCGAUGACGAUCUGGACGGAGAAACACGAGAUCUGUUUGUGACCGUAGACGACCCCAAGAAACACGUGUCUACUAUGGAGACAUAUAUCACCUACAGAGUCUGCACAAAGACCUCCAGAACAGAGUUUGACCUGCCUGAGUACUUGGUAAGGCGACGCUACCAAGACUUUGACUGGCUGAGGAACAAAUUAGAGGAAAGCCAACCCACCCAUCUUAUUCCACCUUUGCCUGAGAAGUUUGUCAUGAAGGGCGUUGUGGACCGUUUCUCAGAGGAGUUUGUGGAGACCAGGAGAAAGGCACUAGACAAGUUCCUCAAACGUGUAGCAGACCAUCCUGUGCUUUCUUUUAACGAGCACUUCAAUGCAUUUCUCUCAGCAAAGGACUUGAAUAAGCGUCAAGGCCUGGCUCUUCUGACUAAAAUGGGGGAAUCUGUGAAGUUUGUGACGGGUGGUUAUAAACCGAGGGCACGGCCGGCGGAGUUUGCUGCCAUGGGCGACUAUCUGGACUUGUUCACACCGAAACUGGGCACCAUUGACAGGAUAGCACAGAGAAUCAUCAAAGAGCAGUCAGAGUUCCUGAUGGAGUUGAGAGAGUACGGGCCUGUCUACUCCUCCUGGUCGUCUUUUGAGGAGGACCUCCAUGAUCCUCUGGAGGGGGUGUCGGGGUGCGUGUCGAACUGCUCCAGUGCUCUGGAGGAGCUCACGGAGGACAUGAGCGAAGACUUUCUCCCUGUGCUCAGAGAAUACGUCCUGUACAUUGAGUCCAUGAAGAAUGUGCUGAAGAAGAGAGACCAAGUUCAGGCCGAGUAUGAAACCAAGCUGGAGGCAGUCGUGUUCAGAGAGGACAAAAAGACCCCGGUGCCCACCGACGUGGAGAAGUGCCAGGACCGUGUGGAGUGUUUCAACGCCGACCUGAAGGCCGACUGGGACCGCUGGGAGAACAACAAGAGACAGGACUUCAGACACCUGCUGACGGGCAUGGCCGACAAAAACAUCCAGUACUACGAGAAGUGCCUUGCAGCAUGGGAGUCCCUCAUUCCACUGUUACAAGACAAACAGGAAGCAGAAGGCGAAACGAGCUGAGCGUGUGUUUCAGCCGUUCUCCUGGCCACCGGCGAGGUCCAGGGCUCGGGAUCCAGGCUGAACUCGGACCAGAGCUUUCACGGGACGCUACUGGAACGAACGAGCUCCGAGAAUCCAUUUGUAAAGUGUCUUUAUUUGUUAAAGCCCAUCCAACUGCCUCUCUCUCUCUCGUUCUUUCUUUUUUUGGGGGAAGGAGAAUCUGCAGGACUGGAACUGCAGAAGAAACUGUGAACGCUCGUGAGGAAGAGAGAGGGGGAGGACGUUUUUAGUGAGAUGUUUGCCAGUUAUUCUUUUGUAAAUGCUUGUGUUUUGAUGCUGAUCCGUCCAAGGGAGCCGAGACGUCAGUGUUUUGUUCUUUGGUUCGUGUGGAGUCAUGAAGAGUCUGGUUUUUCCUCUUGCCAAAGAGUUUGAUAUCUCGAUUUGUUUUUUUUUCCCAGAAGAUUCCCUGGAGUACAAAAAGCCUUGCCUGGAUCGGCCGUUCCCUCGUUAUGUUGCGUUGAAAUGAAGGAUGUUUACCCAGCCAUACAUGACCUCAUUAAAUAUUUAUGACUAAAGAUGUGUCAUAAUGAUUUGUACUUGUGCUAAUGGGGCAGGAACUGUGGUUGGGUCAACUAGUCAAGUGAGGUGAAUGUAAUGUGAGGCGUUUCCUGUCAAACUCUGGGAUAAUAAUGGAGAGCAGCUAAUCUCCAAUAAUAUACAUCCAUUCUGAAAUGCAAAGAACAUCUAUUAAGUUGCUUAUGUUAAUAUGGUUAUGCAGUGCAGGAUAGUGAAAGUUUUUUUUAUUUUUUAAAGAAGUCUCUUUAGGCUCACCGAGGCUGCAUUUAUUCGAUCGAAAUACAGUAAAAAUAGUGACAUAUUACAAAUUAAAAUACCGGUAACAGUUUUCUGUGUGAAUACAUGUUACAAUGUAAUUUAUAAACUCUGUAUUUUCAGCAUCAUUGCUCCAGUCUUCAGAGUCACAUGAUCUUCAGAAAUCAGUCUAAGAUGAGGAUUUGCUGCUUGAGAAACACUUUCCGAUUAUUAUCAAUUUUGAAAACCGUUGCGCUGCUAUUUUCAGACCCCAAACUUUUGAACAUUAAUAAUCCGCUCAAACAUUGUAGAAUCAUAUGCCAAACCAACCCAAACCUUUCUAUUCAACACUCCUGACGCAACGCGUUUCUGAACGUGUUUUUGUGUGUUUCUCACAAAAACUGUAGAAAUGCCUGGCCUUUGUUUCAGCUCCUAAUCAAAAUGAUAUUUUUCAUUAAGAAAAUGAAGCCUAUUUCAUGUCUAUUAAAGGGAUAUUUCACCCAGCAAUGUAAAUAAACAGAACUUUUAUUUUUGGAUUAUCUUUUCUAAUCACUAUUAUUAUUUAUUAUUAUAACUUUAGUUCCAAUUAGUAUGAUAUGUAAAGCAUAUAUAUUUAUUUUUUAUGCAUGUAUAAUUUUUAUUUAAAAUUGUGUUUUGGGUUAUAAGUUGCAGGGAAAAACGUUUGCUUUAUUUUGAACAUAGGCUUCAUUUUCUGUACUUUUUUUUCCACUUUAUAUUAAAUGACCAGACAUUUUGUAAGAUUCACCAUGGAAUGAAACAUUUAAAAAAAAGAAACAUAUAUAUGAGGUAGUAUAUAAAGCAGACUUCAUGAACAGAUCAUCUCUCACAGUUCUGUCAUUUAGAGAUCCCAGUGUGCAUCAUUUUGACAUUUUAAGUGAGUUCUCCAUCAGUGUAGCAAAGACCAGUCAUACAGUAUGUUAAAUCAGAUCUGGCCCUCCAGUGUUUGAGCAAAUCUCAUUGCCUUUUCUUUAAGAAAACAGAGGCACCAGAAUACAUUUUCUGUCUGGAAGCAUAGGCUCUUUUCUGUCUAUCUUUGCCCUUUUUUAUGGGGUCUAGAGAAGAUACAUGGCCUGAAGUUUAACUCAUCAAAUCCUUAUACUUUUUUCUCUUAUUCAUUUUUAAGAUGAUUUGAUUUGAAUAUAUUUUAUUUUGUUACAAAGGCAGCUAUAUGACUUUUGUUGCUUUAAAGCAUGUUGUACAUUCUGAUAUAAAAUACACUUUUUUCUUUUUUACAACAACAGGUUAAAUGUAAAGAGAAUAUAUGACUUUCAAAUGACUGCCUGCAGAAUCUGCGGUAAUUGUGGUCCAUUAAUGUGUUAUUUUAUGUACUUAAUGGAAAAACAUUUUUUUUGGUCAAAUAUUAAACAACUGUAGCAUGAGUGUGUCAUGUUU
Messenger RNA from Carassius auratus (goldfish), 3607 nucleotides. Its product is annotated as sorting nexin-30. Lineage: Eukaryota; Metazoa; Chordata; Actinopteri; Cypriniformes; Cyprinidae. Gene Ontology annotation, biological process: piecemeal microautophagy of the nucleus; autophagy of mitochondrion; endocytic recycling. Gene Ontology annotation, molecular function: phosphatidylinositol binding. Bases 128 to 1405 code for a protein of 425 amino acids. The transcript is spliced from 9 exons. Gene Ontology annotation, cellular component: early endosome; phagophore assembly site. The record is from RefSeq and is a predicted model, not a curated record.